AUGUCUACACUAAUAACUGCCGUAUUUAAAACUACUAUCGGUUUGCUGGUGAAUAAAGGAAGAGACAAACUGGCAGAAAAGUUGAAUGAAGGCGAUGUUACCGGUCAGAAAUUUCGAGGACUGAUCGUCCGUGAAAUGGACGAAAUGCAGAAGAAGUUGGACGGGGUAGCAAGAAAGGAUUUGUUAGCAGGAAUCAGCCUUUUUCGGGAAGGAAUCGAGUUGUUGUAUGAAGUCUUUGAAAGUGCUAAGUCCAGUAGCGAGCAUCGCGUGAUAACAGCAGAAGCAACAGUUGAGCAGUUCGAUAUUGCGACAGAAAUGAGGAAAAUGGAGCUUAAAGUCUUGGAUAAAUCCUCCACGAGGAAGCUUAGCAAAGCCAAGAGGAGAUUUGAAGAAGCUCGUCUAGAAGCAGUAAAAGCUUUUAGUAAUGAAGCAUUGGAGUUGCCUGAUCGUCUGUUAGCUAUGCAGUAUCGACUGAUGGCGACAGUGCUUGAGUCAGUAGACAAUCCUACCGACGCGUUAGGAGCUUGUAGAGUGUGCCUUGAAGAGUUACACCGAGUGCCAGCUGUUAAAGAAUCUUUCAAAGUUGAGUUGGAGGUCGGAUUGCGAUUGAGGGCUCGCUUUAAUAAAGACGAACGAAGGCAAAUUAUUUUCUCUGUCUGUCACUUGAAUCGUGUUGUCUGUAAUGUCAUGCAAACGCUCCGUGACGGAAAAAUGUGGACGUUGCCUUCGGUCGAUACCGGGAAAGAGACAGUGGAUCCGCUCCGCGACGGAAGACUUGUUAACGCAUUGACGAAACAAGGAAUGGAACAUAGCUGUUUACUGUGGUCAUUUGGUCAUGGGGGUGAAAACAAGCUGAAGGAUCCGAUGGGAAUUGCUACAAACACCCAGGGCCAGUUUCUUGUAGCAGACUAUGGGGAUAAAACCUUGAAGGUGUUUCACCCCAACGGAAAGUUUGAUUUUAGGUUCAAUCCUCAAACUGACGACGCCGAUACAUAUUUACAGGUUUGGGAUGUCGCCAUUGCGCACGUGGAUGAAAAUAUCUAUCUCCUGGUGAAACUGAAGAAGAGGUCGUUGCCAUGGUAUGAGCAGCUAGGGGAAGUGCGACAGGAAGUGCAGGUAUUUAACAAGACAGCUGACUUACAGCGCAAGUUUCCUGUGAGGACAGCAAAGAGUUGCAUGGGUGGCACCAGACUGACAGUGAGCAGCAGCAAAAUGCUGCUGUUGACAAAUAACGUUGUUGAUGUUUACAAGCUCAGUGGUGAGUUUGUUUGUAGCUUUGGAGAAGGCGUGUUCAAGUGCGCAAGAGAUAUCACUGUUACUUGUGACGGUCGCGUCAUGGUAUUGGACCCGAUGAGCCCAGACUGUUUCUGUUACUUAUUCACUGUAGAGGGACAACAGCUCGCCAAAUUUAACAUCAAGAUUGAACAAGAUCGAUAUUAUGCCAUUGCAUGUCACCCGACAAGCGAAUAUGUCGUUUUUGCUGGUCUUGCACUGGACACAUGCCACCUGAAGCUUGCUAUAUACACCGUCAAUGGCGAAUUUGUUCGGCCAAUUCAGCUGGAUGAAAAACUAGUUUUGCGUCAUGAUCAAGUACGUGGAAUUUCAGUGACCAAGGAGGGACACAUUGCGGUAGCUUUUCGCGACAUUUAUUUCAAAGAAAAGGUACUAAUUGCUUGA
This is a messenger RNA of Porites evermanni, 1677 nucleotides long. Lineage: Eukaryota; Metazoa; Cnidaria; Anthozoa; Scleractinia; Poritidae. The record is from the annotation of a GenBank genome assembly.